Molecule: messenger RNA, 1243 nt
Organism: Cercospora beticola
Lineage: Eukaryota; Fungi; Ascomycota; Dothideomycetes; Mycosphaerellales; Mycosphaerellaceae
Product: alpha/beta hydrolase
Source: RefSeq, a predicted model, not a curated record
AACGCAGCAAGCACAACAGACGUCGUGCCGCAAGUCUCUGCCGUCCGUGCGAGAAACCUGAUCAGUUAGCAUUGCCGAUCCUAAGACACACCACACACGAUGGAGAAGAUCAAAGCCCUUCUACGCAAGUGCAACUGCUUCGCAUCACGUCCUGCUGCGGAAUGGGAAGACACCGCAAUCCCUAUCGAUCCACGCUCCAAGAUUCGAUCACCUAGCCCUUCGCCUUCACGCGACUCAGUCAAGCACAACACAAACAAAACAAGCAUAGUGGUCGCUCACGGCGCAUUCCACACAUCAUGGCACUAUCAAACCUUCAGUGAAGCAGUACAGAAACACACCAAAAUCGACAGAAUUCUCGUUCCACAGCAAUCGAGCUCAGGCCCUUCACCUCCAGAUAACUGCUUCGAUGCAGACGUUAAGCUUCUCCACAACACAAUCGCCACCGAACUCCUCGAAGGCCGAGACGUCUUACUCGUCUGCCACAGCUACGGCGCAAUUCCAGGCUGCGAAGCUCUCGCAGACUUACCUCUCGCCAGACCCGGCACGACAGGAAAACUGCUCGGGAUAGUCUUCGUAUCCGCCUUCGUAACCGAAGCGGGUCAAAGCCUGGUAACAUCAAAAAUGGGCGGAAGAGCAUCAUGGGUGAAAAUCGAUGGCCCCCUCAGCCACGUCCUAAACCCAAUCCCAACCCUCUACAACACCUGUCCACCAACUCUAACCCCCUCCCUCGUCUCCCACAUCGUCCCUCAAGCCUCCUCAUCAUUCAUGACACCCACCAAACACGACCUUUGGAAAUCGUUUCCAUGCACAUAUAUCCGCUGCCUUAAAGACCAAGCCAUGGUUCCAACAGAACAAGAUUUCUACAUCGAUCGAUUGAAGCGUUUUCGACCAGAUACAAAAGUCAGAAAAAUCGAAGCUGAUCAUGUACCUUUUGCAAGCGUGCCGGAUGAAUUGGCGAGGAUGAUGGAGGAAGUUGUGGAGGAGUUGAGGGAUGGAAAGUAGGUGCUCGGGAUGAGGAUUUGUGUAAUUGGAGGAAUUGAUUUGUGGCGUUCUUGCGCGUGCUUUUGCUGUGCUGUACUGUACUGCGAUGGGAGGACAUGGAAAUGAGUAUGAAUAGCGAUGGGCAUGAUUUUGAGCAUUUGCGAGCGCGGAGAUUCUGCUGUUUUUUGUGUUAAGACGUUUUCCGGCAAAAUCGACAGGAGUCGUAUGCAUUGUAUCAAUAGUUUGCGAGUACGUAUCGGGC